Messenger RNA from Procambarus clarkii (red swamp crayfish), 4888 nucleotides. Its product is annotated as proton-coupled zinc antiporter SLC30A5. The record is from RefSeq and is a predicted model, not a curated record. Gene Ontology annotation, cellular component: cytoplasmic vesicle; Golgi apparatus; membrane. Gene Ontology annotation, molecular function: zinc ion transmembrane transporter activity. Gene Ontology annotation, biological process: intracellular zinc ion homeostasis; zinc ion import into Golgi lumen. NCBI's taxonomy places the organism in Eukaryota, Metazoa, Arthropoda, Malacostraca, Decapoda, Cambaridae.
GUAAUUAAGCAGUGGUUGCGCAGGCCAGCCAUGUUUGUUAUGGUCAGACUUGUUGUGAGGAAAGUGGCGACUGCGCAAAAUCAUGUGUUUUUAAAACUACAGUAUAUGCUUCUAUUGAUGGUUGACGUGUACACCAGUGCUGGUCAGGUGGCGAAGUCCCUGUUGACUCUAAGUUGUACAGAAUUCAUCAAAAGCUUGUAUUUGUAUAUCAUUAUAGUAUAGGUGAAGGGUAAAUCCAGAGUAAAAUGCGAAGUAGCCCUAAUUUGGGAUUCAUUGAUGGAUCAGCAAGUAGAGUCAUCUACCCUCCUACCAAGAUAUCAUGGUGCUGAUCAGGCUGGAAAGGACGCUUUCUCAUACUUGUGAUAGCCUCGCUAGGAUUGCCAUUUAUAGAACAGCAAAACAAAGUGAAAAAAUACUCAAAUUGAUUAAUUACAUUUGAAGAAGGCUUGAGGAAAGAAUGAAAAGUCAGAUUUAAGUUUUGUUAUACAGUAACUUAUCUAUACUGUACUGAUAAAAUGUCUGUGCGCGAAGGAACUCGUCGAAAGAAGAUAUCAGUCCUUCACAUGUUGGGAACAUGGGAGGGAAAGAUUGACGGUUGUAAUUGUCCCUCAUGUAAAGAAUGUGAUGCUGGAGAAAGGACAUUGGCAUUAACCUCCAAGAGUCCCCCAAAAGUAUUAACCAAGUCUUCAAAAGGGCCCAAGCCUGUUGCUAAAAAAGUUAGCAUUAAAGUUAAAACUACAAAAGUAAAAGUUGAUAAUAGCAAAGAAGAAUGUGUGUCUUUGAAGAAGGGGUCUCCCAAAAAAAAUUAUUUGCCAAGAAGUGGUACACUAAAGAAUACAAAACAUGAACAUCCUUCAUCCAAAACUGCAGAAAACAAUAGUGGGUGUGAAAAUGUUGACAAUUCUAGUGAUGGAGACUUUGAGGAUAUGAAAAAAAUUAUGAUUCAAAGUGAUGUUAGCAGAAUUAGAAAUACAUCAGAUUGCAAUAGCAUUGAAAUGGGAAAAAAACCAGUUUGUGAUACAACAGUACAUGCAAAGGAAAUGAUGGUUGAAAGUGCAAGAGAAGUUGAAGAGAAAGAGAUUGCAGUGAAGUCUGAAAUUGGAGAGAAGGUUGAGUGUAAUGUGAAGGCAGAUAGUGGUAGUGAUGCCAAAACUUCUUUAAUUAAACGGAAUUUUAAGAAUUUUUUGGAAGAUGAUCCUAUGUAUAAACAGCAGUGUAAAGAGGAAAUAGCAUUUGUUGAUUCUUUUAAGAUAAAACAAGAACCUGAAGAGUAUUUUUCUGAUCAAGAGGAAGUAGAGAAAACAGGACGAGAAAAAAAGCUUUUGGAUGUUGUGAAAGUAGAGUCUCGAGUAAGUAAGAGAGCAAGAAUGGUUACAUCAGAGAUGGAGAACAUAUAUGCCAAACCACGUAUGAUUUUCACAGGCAGAGGUGUAGUGAGGAAAUUUGAACCUGGAAUGGAUAGAGCCCCAAAAUCUAGAAGAGGUAGGAAACCUACUAAACCCAUUGUACCUGUAAAAGUGAAGCAAGAGCCCAAGGAUGUGGAAGAGCAUGAUGAGGAUGAAGAUGUGAGUGAGUUAGAUCAGCUUCAAAGAGCUUUAUCAGAAGCAGCAGAGAGCAUAAGUGAUGUUGGAGAAGAACUCCUAGAUGCCCUUCAUGAAUUUGGUGAAGAUCCAAAAAAAUCUAAACAGAAAAAGAAAACAAAUACCCUAUUUAAACGAGUUGACAGCGAUGGAGACAAAUAUGUAGAGUGUGUCAUGUGCUUCAAGAUGCUCAAAGAAUCGUCAAUGAAGCAGCACUAUAAAACACACACUGGAGAGAAGCCUCACACAUGUGAUGAAUGUGAAGCAAGAUUUACAAGGAAGGGUGAUGUUGAAAGGCACAAGAGAUUAGUCCACAAAAAUCAAAAACCUUUUAAAUGCCAAAAAUGUACCAGGGACUUUUCAGAUAGAAAAAAUCUUAAGGCCCAUUUGCAAAAUCAUGAUCGAGCUAUAUAUUAUGCUUGUGAUACAUGUGGGUUCAAGUUUGGCAAGAGAGAGUAUUAUGAAAAUCACAUCCGUUAUAUUCAUCCUCUUGCUGAUGGAAGCGUGCCUGUCUUCCCAGAUGUGGAUGAUGAUCUGGCUACAAAGCAGCUCAAGCAAUUAGAAAUGGAAGAGCAGAAAGAAAAAAAUGCAAAGGAAGAUAGUAGUAGCAAAGAUGGGGACGUGGGUUCACAGGAUGAUGAUGAUGAGGAGGAGGAUGAUGGAGAAGAAGAUAAAGCUAUGGAAAUUACUGUUACUGAGAAUGAAGAUCAAAAUGUUAUUGUAAAGAGAGAACUAAUGGUUAAGAAAGAAGAAGCAGUAGAUUAUGAUGAUGAUGAUGAUCUCUUAGAUGAUAUGAGCAUCGAGAAUCAGGAAGGAGAGUUAGAAGAGCAAUAUACAUCUGAAGUAUCAGUGAAAAGUAAUGAAAGAUCUUUGAAUUCUAUCAACUUGCUAAAGACUCAAGUAGGAACUGAUGUUCGGGUGUCAAAAGGAACAUUAAGUUUUACACAGACUGUUCCUGAUACAGAUUCUCAAGAUGAGGAUCUAGUAAACAAAGUAAUUGCAGCUGCAGUGAGUCAGGCAACUAAUACAAUUGAAAGUCUUCAAACAAAGGCUGGUGCAAAUAUGUCUGGGAAUAAUGUUGAUGCAGGUGACGAUGAAGAUGAGGAUGAUGAAGAAAUUUUGGAUGAAGCAGAUGAUAUUCAUGAAAUUCUUGGUUCAAAUUAUGAUUUAUUACCUAUUGCACAAGUGCAGAAGCCAGCACAACCACCUUCAGAAAUUCACAUAAAUGCGUCUGUUAGUGGACAAAAACGAAAAUUUAUAAUUCAGAUUCCACCAGGAAGUAAUAUCAAUGUACAAACACCCGAGGGCAUGGAAAUGAUAGUAAACAUGGUGAAUCAGCUAUGCUCUGGUAAAGAACUGGAUGGUCCCAUUGAAGUGAUAAUGCAUAACCCCAACACUAGAACCAUUUCUCUCGACUAAUGGCUUAUUCAUGUAUCCGUACAGUACAGUAUUAAUAAUGUGAUGGUCAUAAUAUUUUCUUCCUUAUGAAGUAUGACAUUUGUUUAAACAUGUCAUUUGGUAUUUACUUUAGAAUUAUUUUUAACAUGAUCUUAGUAAUUGGUUUAGUUUAUAUAUAUUACAUGUACUAUAUUCAUUAGUCUAAAUUGCCUUAGUUCACAAUUUGCAAAUGUGUGUUUAUCCUGACACUUUCAAUAUGACGACAUUUAUUGUAAUUAUAGAAGGUACUAUAUCUUAGGUCAGUGUGUGGUUAUGUUUGUAACAGGAUUUGUUUAUGACCUGAAAAUUUUGCUCCUGUAAAUUCUGGAUAAAGUAAUCACAUGCUCUCUUAUAGUGGAAUAUCUUGUUACUUGGAGGCACUUUUGUAAAGGUGACAUUCAUAAUGACAUUUUAUUGACUUAAGGCCAGGAAUAAGUAAUUUAAUAUAAAUUAUGGAAAGGGAAUUUUGCAUAUAAUAAGUUAGUCUUUGACAAUGUAUAUAUUGUUGCUAACAAUAUUGUGGGGAAUCCAGUACAGUGGUACCUCGGUUUAUGAAUUUAAUCCGUUCCCAGAGAUGGGUCGUAACCCGAAAUUAAUUUUCCUAUAAGAAUUAAUGUAAAUUGAAUUAAUCCAUUCCACACUCCCAAAAAUAUUACCUUCAAAAUACAUUUCAUACAUAAUACACACAAAUAUUUUGUACUAAAUUUAGUACAAGUUAUAGCUUACCUUUAUUGAUGACUUUUGUUGGCGUAUAGGAGACGGUGAGGAGUGAGUGGAGGAGGAGGAGAGGUGUUUGGAAGGAGUCUCUUUUUUUCCAUUAUACCAUCAGGCAGUGAUGAUUUCUCUGGGGUGUACUAUCUUCUACAUUUUGCCUGCAUACCACUAGGACCUGGUUAUGGCUCACUGCUUGUUUGUCUCACCAAGAACCUUUCCAUAAAGAUUUGUUUUUCCCUACAUUUUAACACUUGUCUGUAGUGAGACAACACAUUGUCAUUAAUAAAGUCAAUGUAACGGCCUGCUACUGCUUUAUCUUGGCGAGUCUUUUCAGCAAAACGUUGCACUUCUUCCCAUACUUCACACAUUUUUUAGUGAGGAAGGGACAUCCUCUACUGCCUCUACUCUCAACUGUUUUCUUAGGUUGAACCAUACCACUGACUUUCUUGGGACCCAUGGCAUGAUGUAUAAUAAUUACUUUUAUCUUCAAAAAACAAAAAAGCACAAAAACAAUAAAAUUCUUUACAAAGAAUUCAAGCCCGAUCGUUACUAAGUGGGGUGGUCUUAUAAACUGAAGCGGGGGUCGUCUAUGCCACCAGGAACCACGUGCUGGGUCGACCCAUACGUGUAUCAACAAAGUCGUAAGUCAAGGUAAAUUUUCCGACAAAAUUGGGGUCGUAACCCGAAAAAUUCAUAAGUAGGGGCAUUUGUAAGUCGAGGUUCCACUGUAUUAGCACAAAUGUUAGAAACUUAGAAGGAAAUUUUGGAUUUCAGUUUUAAAGUCCAUCCAUCAGCUAAAUGUGGCAAACUUUUUAAUGUAUUGUUAUUAACAUUGACAAAAUAGAAUAUUGAGCCAUUAACUUUAUACCCAGAUCGUUAUUCCGUAUGUUGUGUGCGUGAUCCCCUUCUACUUUAAACGCAGAUCUUUGUUCUGUAUGUCAUGUCCCCCCACUAAUACAAACCCAGAUCUUGGUUCUGUAUGUCAUGUCCCCCCCACUACAAAUCCAGAUCUUGGCUCUGUAUGUCAUGUCUCCCCACUACUACAAACCCAGUUCUUGGUUUUGUAUGUCAUGUCUCGCCACUGUUUUAAACCCAGAUCUGGUUCUGUAUAUUGUAUCUCUGUUCUUCUACUUUUAUAAUAAAUUUUUUUUCAAAGA